CUCCAAUGGUCCAGUGACUCACAGACAAUUAACAUAUAAAUUGAUAACAUCUUGUUGAUUGUCUUUAAAAUAUUAUAACCUGCAAUUUCACAGCGAAUCGCGAUUGAUUUUCGAAUACUAUCUUCACGUUCUUGCCUUCAAGAUGGCGUCUUCAGAAUGGUACCGAGAUAAUCUUCUCAUCUCUACCAACCCUUCGUUGAUACAGCCAGCUGCUGUCAAUGCUGCGUUUGAUUCCGAUAUGAUGCAUUGGGUCAAGGCAAUUGACGAGACACUUUUGAAGAAGAUGUUGGAUAAUUCAUUGUGCUUUGGUGUUUACGAGUUGCCAUCUUCGUCCUCAGAUAUUGCUGGUCGAGCUGGUCCACGUCAGAUUGGCCUGGCAAGAAUUGUCACAGACUAGUAUGUCAAAAUCAGCCUUGCUUUUGCGUACCAUUUAGGAGUC
This is a messenger RNA of Mollisia scopiformis, 439 nucleotides long. RefSeq lists its product as uncharacterized. The transcript is spliced from 2 exons. Lineage: Eukaryota; Fungi; Ascomycota; Leotiomycetes; Helotiales; Mollisiaceae. Bases 143 to 397 code for a protein of 84 amino acids. The record is from RefSeq and is a predicted model, not a curated record.